UGUUCACCUUCCUCUCGUCGCCUUAAACGUGUCAUUCAUUUGCCUUUUCAUGAAAGCACAACAACAUAUGUGACCGACGAGUCCUUUUGGCGCCGGUGGCGAACGCCAGAGAGGAGGGGAGGGCGCUUCAUGGGCUUCUUUAUAAUAGCGCCGAGUGCACCGAGUUCACGUGUCCGUAAAAGGCGGCACGACAUGACUACAUUAGCCUAGCUUCCGUAAAGAAAGCUACGCCGCCACUAUCAAGCAACAACAACACCAAAAAAAGAAAAGAUGUCUGCCUCUUUAAAGUGUUAGCUAUGCUGUGAAGUCGGGCUGCUCCGUCAAAACUGUUCGUGUGAGCGACUUCCUCCUUUCCUUCACACAGGCAGCGGGCACUCAGAGGACGAGCGUGGCCGAGGUGAGAGUGGCGACGGGCGGCCACGGUAGAGCCACAGGAGUCGCGAAGAAGAAGUAGGAGAACCAGGGGUCCGAGUUCCUUUGAAUCGGCAAACUUUAUUGGUCGUCUGAAGAGGACACUUCAUCACCGUGCAUGGAAUAACAACGUACGGGAACUUGGUGCUACUUACCAUCUCCACCACUGUACCGUUGAUGAAGAGUGGAGCGUGGCUGGGUUGGUGCUUCCUGAAGUCGACGAUGAUCUCCUUGGUCUUCUCGACGUUCAGGACCAGACUCCUCUCACUGGCACUUUCUGCAAUCCAUAGCAGAAGUCUCCUGGUCCAAUAUGUCGCAGUUGCUCCACGUAGAGAUCCCAAACUUUGGAGCCACGGUUCUGGGCUCCCUUAACGAGCAGCGCUUGUUGGGACACUACUGUGAUGUCUCCAUCCUGGUCAAAGGCCAGGCUUUCAAAGCCCACAGGGCUGUCCUGGCUGCCAGCAGCCUCUACUUCCGCGAUCUCUUCAGCACCUCCACCAAGACCCAGUUCGAGCUGCCCUCCUCGGUCACACCAGCCUGCUUCGAGCAGAUCCUCUCCUUCUGCUACACGGGGAAGCUAACCAUGGCGGCCAGCGAACAGCUGGUGGUCAUGUACACGGCGGGCUACCUUCAAAUCCAGCACAUAGUGGAAAGAGGCAUGGACCUGAUGUUCAAGGCCAACUCGCCCCACUGUGACUCACAAACGGCAGGCUCCUUAGAAGAGACGGGAUCCGAGCCACAGAGUCCUUGCAAUAAUGGCAGUGGCUUGGCGGUGGCCGCCCUUUUGGCCAACCCCGGCUGGUCUCCGUCUCUACUCAUGCCGCCCCGGAAGAUUAAACUAGAGGGGGGUGAGCCCACGCCGCUCACACUACCAUCAACGCAUAGCAAAAUCUCAUCAUCAGAGCUGGGGAGUCGGUUGGCGAGGGCCAGUUCGUUGUUCUACACGACGGCUGGAGGGACCACCAUACCUGGCGUGCCCCCUUACCACCUACUGGGGGCUGGAGGGGCGGGAGGUGAAAGGUCAAGUCCUGGUGAAUCCAGUUUACCAACUACUGACAGUCCAACAUCAUACCAAAAUGAAGAUGAAGAGUUUGAGGAGGAGCCUUAUGACGGGAUCACAGAGGACGGCUACAGUCACAUCUACGGGCGUUCAGCUAACCCCUUUGGAAUCCCGGACAAGCCCGACAUGGCGGGAGUGCCACUGGCCUUGGAGAACCGCAACUGCGUGCUGAUCCGUCGAGACCUGGUGGCGCUGCCCGCCAGCCUGAUCAGCCAGAUAGGCUACCGCUGCCACCCUAAGCUCUACACUGAGGGCGACCCCGGGGAGAAGUUGGAACUGGUUGCUGGUACACAGGUGUUCAUGACUCGAGGACAACUCAUGAACUGUCACCUCUGCGCCGGCAUCAAACACAAAGUUUUGCUGCGUCGUCUCCUAGCAACCUUCUUUGAUAGAAACACUUUAGCCAACAGCUGUGGGACGGGUAUCCGCUCCUCCACCAGCGACCCCAGUAGGAAACCCCUGGACAGCAGGGUCCUCAACGCUGUCAAACUCUACUGUCAGAAUUUCAACCCCAACUUCAAGGAGAGUGAAAUGAAUGUGAUUGCUGCUGACAUGUGCACAAACGCACGGCGCGUCCGCAAGCGAUGGCUGCCCAAGAUCAAGUCCAUGCUGCCCGACGGCAUGGAGGUGUACCGCGCCGGCAUGGCAAUGGCCGGCGCCCCCGCGGGCCUGGGGCUGGGCCUCGGCGCCAUCCCCCAACAAGGGGUUCCCCUCCCCUUCGAGCCCGACUUCAAGACCUUUGAGCAGAGGCUGUAUCCCGACCGUAAGGACCCUCUGAGGACUCAUCCACCGCUAGCCGACGGAAGCCCAGGCUCGGCGACGGCGGGAGCGGAGGCGGAAGCCGCAGGGGGUGGAGCUCAGGAGGAGCAGGAUGAGGAUGAAGAUGAAGCCGGCUUAGGGACCGUCAACGGAUCACUGGCGGCGCCCGCCUUGAUUCCCGGCACUGAGGCGGGCGCUUGCGGCGACGCCUCGUCCGAGCAGGAAGGUUUCGGACAAGGCCUGAGGCAACUCUCCUCCACUGUGCUUCCUCCAGAGAAAAUAUCCAGUGCAAGAAGCUUGUGAUCUGACGCCACAGGAAUUGGUCACACUGAGGUGAAUGUGUACACGUAACGAUACACGUACAAAGCGGUCCAAGCAAACAUAGGCAUGGCAUCCAGAUAGUCGCUCGCAGUGUUGACCGAAUUGAAUCUCACCCAAUUCGCUACUUUUUGGACACAAAGGCAAUUCUCUUGUCUGCGGUUUAUCGACUGUCCAAAUGUAUCCCCAAUUCCUUAUUUCUUUGGAAUAUACGUCAUUGAUGCUAAUUAAAGUUAAAGUACCACUGAUAGUCACACACACACACACUAGGUGUGGUGAAAUUAUCCUCUGCAUUUGACCCAUUCCCUUGUUCCACCCCCUGGGAGGUGAGGGGAGCAGUGAGCAGCAGUGGUGGCCACGCUCAGGAAUAAUUUUGGUGAUUGGUGAUGACAAAUACGCUAAUGUGUAUUUGAAUAUAUUACAUUUCAAAUAGUACACAUUAGCAUCAAGCAGAGAAACAUUAUUUGCCUCCUGAGCGUAUUUAACAGUUUACUGCAUCCUACUGGAGGACACAUUCGUCCGUUCUCAAUGUUUUUUGUCCGCAAAACACAAGUCACAGUUUUCUAUGUCACGCCUUCAUAUUCAGUGUUACUGUAACAAUAUCUAAAAUCUCAACAUGGGCCAUAAUUGUAUUUUCUUUCUUUAAUUAUGAUAAAAUAGUGACUACGUUUACAGUAGAUAUACUACAAAAGAGUUAUACGGUCACAUUAUAAACACAAAAAAAUUAUUGUACGACAAAAAUAAAGUCACAACAUUACGAGAAAAACUAAAUUAUAUUCUGAGUACUUUUUCGAGGAAUAAAAAAGUUGCAAAAAUUUGAGAGCAAACAUUUUUUAAAGUGCUGUCAACUGUUUAUUUUUUUAAAUCCGAUUAAUCACACUUUUCGAUUUGCAUUAAUCAUGAUUAAUCACAGUAAAUGACUCGCUUACAUAGUUUAAAUUAACAAAAAAAAACACCCCAAUAUUUUUACAUAUGGAAAAAAAAAUGUUCUAAGAAUGUCACAUGCAAACAUUUUUUAAAUGUUUUACUUGAAUAUAUGUCAUUUAUUUGCUCAAAACCUGCUAACCAUUUUAUCUGAAGUACUGGAAUUAUUUUGGGGUGAAAUUUGGCAGCAAGCACACAGUUGGAGUCUCCUAACUCAUCUCAACUCACGCCACUUUUAAAUUAACCAACCGCGGUUUACGUAAAGGAGCAUGUGUGCUCAAAAUAAAUUGUGUGAUUAAUCUGCAAUUAUUUAUGAUAAAUGCGAUUUUUUUUUUUUUUUUUGAUCAAUCACGAGUUAACUCAUUAUUUUUGACUGCUUCAAUUUUUUUAUAUAUUAUUUAGGGCUGUCAAAUUUAAGGAGUUAGUUUUAUUUCACGGCGUGGCGAAGUUGGUAGAGUGGCCGUGCCAGCAAUCGGAGGGUUGCUGGUUACUGGGGUUCAAUCCCCACCUUCUACCAUCCUUGUCACGUCCGUUGUGUCCUUGGGCAAGACACUUCACCCUUGCUCCUGAUGGCUGCUGGUUAGCGCCUUGCAUGGCAGCUCCCGCCAUCAGUGUGUGAAUGUGGAAAUACUGUCAAAGCGCUUUGAGUACCUUGAAGGUAGAAAAGCGCUAUACAAGCAUAACCCAUUUAUUUAUCAUUUAUGUGAUUAAUCACAUAUAUUUGUCGCAAUAAUUACGUAUAAACGCAGCACAACCAUUUUAAAAUCGCAGCUGCUGGCAAGGAUGCUAUUAGUUCUUCAUCGCUGGAAAACCUGCAGCAACAAAAUACCACAAAUAAGUUAAGCAACGCUUUUGUAGCAACUGUGAUUAAUUAUGAUUAAUCCAGAUUUAAAAAUCUGAUUAAGAAAAUGAUUCAUUUGACAGCACUAAUAUUUUUAUCUAAGCUGUAUUUUUUUUUUUUUUUAAGUUACUACCUAAUAAAAAUAAAGUUAUAACCUAAGCUGACUGAAUCAGUAUUUAUUUUUUCAAAAAAAGUUUGCAAUCAUAGGAUUUUUUUACGUUAUCUCCUUAUGAUACAUUUACAAUCGAAAGUAGUAGUUACAUUUUUGUUUUUGGCCACACUAAUGAAUGUUAGGUUUUGGUUUGUGUGGAAAUUUUGACAUAAAAUUACCUGACUUUUUUUCCGCCUUAUAAAUGUAGUGCAAUCUUAUGACUUUAUUCUAAUAACUUAAACACUUUUUUUUCACAUUUUUGGAAAAUAAAUUGGUGUGACUCUUAUACUCCUUUGUAGUAUACUGUACAUAUGCAGAAUAACAAUUGGAGCAUACCCCGUGGGAUACACUGUAGUCAUCUGCAGUUGUUUUUUUUUAUUCCCUGUGACCUGUGAUGCCUGUGUCUGCCUCGGACCGCCAUUUCCAACUACACAAACCCACACACGCGUACAUGCAGUGUAGAUGCUAGCCGAUGCAUAAAAAAAAAAAAUAUCCAUGCAAUGCAACAAUGCUUUUAAAGUACAAUAAUCUUGUCUUGGGGUUAAAAAUCCUGAAGAAGAACAAGCACUCAAUGUUAUAUUGCAUGCGUGGCUACAAAUGAUGAAGAACAGUUACUCAUUAACAUCAAAGCAUCCACAGAGAACUGUGAUUAAUACAUCAAAUGACUGUUUUAAGUUGUUAUUAAUUAGUUUUUUUUACUGGGAUCUUACGUCAGUGUGUUGGAACUUACCUGGGUGUCACCCGGAGACGACUGUCGCAUCCCCGGUAAGACGCACAGCGCCUGAUUUUUUCCAAGAAGCCCUUCAGUUGUCCCUUGAUGUGGUUUACAUCCACAUGGUCUUUCUUUCAUCCUGUUAUUUUGUAUUGUUCCAGAGGGGAGGGUGGGUAAAUUAUUGAAUAGAAGCAUAUUACACAGUACAGCUGGCUUAUUGUAUUUGCACUCGAAAAGGAGAAAUUAUACAUUUUUCAAAAGAAGCGACUGAAUUUGAAACUGAAAGUGUCCUAUAUGUUGUCCCAGGUAAUGUAUACAUUUGAAUUGAUAUGUGGUCCUAUUUUUUUAGUAAUGGGGGCAGUGUCCAAUAUGGAUUUGAAACUUUUUUUAUGUACCUGUCUUGCUUGUGUGCUUUUAUUAUUUUUCUCCCUACCAAUUUAUUCCUGAUUAAUGUUAAAUAAUCAUUGUUUUCAUUGAUCAAGAUUGGCAGAAGAACAAAAACGAUCAAAGACAAAACCCCGACACAUAUUUGUUUAGUCUAAAAAUGUGCCAUUCCCGAGGUUCUAGAAGAAGCUUUAAGAAGGUCCUGCACAAAGGUGUACAGGGUUGUAAUUGCACUUGGUGAUGUUUACAAUGUUCUCUCUUAUGUUUUUCUUUUGUUUGCUUGGGUCACUUAGAACAGGGCUAUUAUAGAACAGAAUGGCUGAGAUCCCAGGAUGAAUGUAAACAUCAGCGCUGCUUUGGCAAAGUGGUCAGAUGUAGACAUGUUUUGGCUUUAUUUUGUUUUUUAAAUGUUCCUAAAAGGUCUUCCAAUAGGGGUUACAUUAGCCUUUCCCCUGAAAUGAAUAGAAAUCUGAAUGAGUCUAAUCUGCCGGCUUUUAGCACUUUCUUUCUUUCUUUUUUUUUAAGUCAUUCUCAUACUAAAAUUACAUGUAUUUUCGUAUUUUCUCAAAUAGUGGCCUCUUUCUAGCAGCCUAAAUUCGACACUUGGUGAGUUGUCUGCUUCAACAAAUCAACGUUUCUCCCUAAAUAGAGGUUUGAAAAGUUUGUAUAACACAUAAUGCACAUUGGCAUGGUCUUACAGUGCAAGUGCAAACAUGAAUAAACUUAAAACAAAUGGAUGAUUUCCAAUAAAUAAAAGCUUAACAAUUGCUAACAAAAUGCACAUAGUGUAGGUGAGGUCUCAUGGCCAUGCAGCAAGUGCAAAUUUAAAAAAAAAAAAAAAACCUUUGUAGAUUAAACAUAAGACAAACAAAAUACACAUAUUCUUGUGGCUGUGCAGCAAGUUCAAAAUAAAA
This is a messenger RNA of Entelurus aequoreus (snake pipefish), 6474 nucleotides long. Its product is annotated as nucleus accumbens-associated protein 2. The transcript has 9 exons. The record is from RefSeq and is a predicted model, not a curated record. NCBI's taxonomy places the organism in Eukaryota, Metazoa, Chordata, Actinopteri, Syngnathiformes, Syngnathidae. The coding region runs from base 722 to 2533 and encodes 603 amino acids. Gene Ontology annotation, biological process: regulation of transcription by RNA polymerase II. Gene Ontology annotation, molecular function: DNA-binding transcription factor activity, RNA polymerase II-specific; RNA polymerase II cis-regulatory region sequence-specific DNA binding; protein binding.